Messenger RNA from Monomorium pharaonis (pharaoh ant), 1178 nucleotides. RefSeq names its product Bardet-Biedl syndrome 5 protein homolog (gene BBS5). The coding region runs from base 36 to 1049 and encodes 337 amino acids. The record is from RefSeq and is a predicted model, not a curated record. Gene Ontology annotation, cellular component: BBSome; ciliary basal body. Gene Ontology annotation, biological process: intracellular transport; cilium assembly. The transcript is spliced from 8 exons. Gene Ontology annotation, molecular function: phosphatidylinositol-3-phosphate binding. Lineage: Eukaryota; Metazoa; Arthropoda; Insecta; Hymenoptera; Formicidae.
ACUACAGUCCACGUUUUUAUCAGCUGACGCUCGAAAUGUGGCAGGACAACGAAGUCAAAUUUGACAUUUCUCAUUCCAAUAUGCAGUUACGACCCGGCGAACUUACUGUUGACAAACUUGACAUGAUAGAAGAUACGAAAGGCAAUGCUGGUGAUCUAGGAAGAUUGAUUGUCACCAACUUGAGGAUCAUAUGGCAUUCCUUAUCCUUGCCACGAAUAAACUUGAGCAUAGGCUACAAUACAUUUAUUACAGUGAAUACGAAAAUUCUUCAUACGAUUCAUGGUGCCUACGUACAAGCUCUUCACAUAUUGACAUCGUUUCAUAAUUGUCGAUAUGAAUUUAUAUUUAUGAAUCACGACGUUAAAAGUACAAGACAUUAUACUUCGGUCAUAGGUGUUUACAGAGCUUAUAUGUCGUCGAAGAUCUACAGAGAAAUUAAACUAAGGAGUGGUAUUAUACGUGAAAAUCGAUUGAUCUUAUUACCUCAAGAAAAGGUGCACUCCUUUGUGCAGGAUGUUUGGAAUUUAUCUAUUGAGCAGGGAAACAUCGGAACUUUUAUUGCAACAAAUAUACGUUUAGUGUGGUAUGCGAAUGUGAAUCAUCAGUUUAAUGUAUCAAUUCCUUAUCUUGCAAUAGGAAAUAUUACUAUAAGGACAUCGAAAUUUGGACCAACCUUAGUAAUUUUAAGUACAGAGGCCAGUGGAGGAUAUGUCUUGGGUUUUCGUGUUAAUCCCUUGCAGCAACUUCACGUUACCCAUAAAGAAGUAUCAAUACUACGUUCCGAAUUCGAAAAAUUUCCUAUUUUUGGUGUGGAAUAUACUUUUGAACAUCAGGCACCUACACAAGAAGAAAUUAAAGUUGAACCGUUCACUGAGAUACAAGAUAAUCAAGCUGAGAUAUCAAAUAUAUUUGGUUAUUAUUUCUCUGAGGGAGAGACGGGCCAAAGAAAACCAAAUUUUUCAAUUUAUUUAGGACUUGCGGCAGAAGAACCGAGAGAAGGCAGCACAUUGCAAAGUUUAUGGGAACUUGUACCAUCAAAUUCCAAUUAAAUUGCAAAUUUUCCAUAAUUUUACUCGGACUAAAUUAUAUGCAGAAUUAUAUAGUAACUAUUAGGUUGCAAAAGUACUGAAAAUUUUUGUUAUUUUUUGAAAUAGUUGUGAAGAUAUAUUUAAUAUGUA